Ostreococcus lucimarinus CCE9901 is the source of this 795-nucleotide messenger RNA. RefSeq lists its product with no specific name. NCBI's taxonomy places the organism in Eukaryota, Viridiplantae, Chlorophyta, Mamiellophyceae, Mamiellales, Bathycoccaceae. The record is from RefSeq and is a predicted model, not a curated record. The coding region runs from base 1 to 795 and encodes 264 amino acids. The transcript has a single exon.
AUGGAAAACAUCGACGCGGUGGAGGUGGUGGAGACGCUGGCGCGCGCGUGCGCGGCGAGAGGUUUGGACGUCGUCGCGGCGUGCUCGGCGGCGGAUUACGACGCGGCGGCGCCGGAGACGGCGAGGAUCGGCGCGAGGGAAGACGGACGCGCGACGUCGCCGUUGGUCGCGUUGAUUGGAAAUUCGAAAGCGCUGUGGCCGGCGUUCGCGGACGCGUUGGCGAGGGAUGGGACGAUGACGCUGGAUGAAUAUUGCGAACGCGUCGUUCGCGACGCCGCGGCGGACGCGAUUGAGGUGGCGCGCGGAUUUAAGCGACGUUCGGGGGAGGAUUCGUCGAGUAGAGUGCGAAUUUUUUGGGCGUCGGACGUCGAGGAAGGAAAGGUGAUCGCCAUUCAACGCUUGGCGCACGUCGCAAACUGCGCGUGGUUGGAUGAGAACACGCAUCAGUCGAUUCAUCCGCUGCACGGGCCGUGGUGCGCGUUUCGAGCGGCGGUGGUCUUUGACGACGUCGAAGAGCCGGACGAAGAGGACUUGCAGCCGAAGAUAGAGAAGUGUCCGGUGAGCGAUGAGACACUGGCGAACGCAAAGGCGGCGUUCGACGUCGCCGUUGAGCGAUUCAACGCGACCGACGGGAAAGAUCCCGAGCAGUGGCGGUUGUGGCUCGCCGCGCGAGACGCGAUGGGUGGUGGUGCGUUUGCGAAAGAGCGAUAUUACGAGGAUCAAAUCCUUUGGCAUUAUGACGUCGAUCGAGAGGGGGUGCGUAAAAGGCUGGCACGCGGCGUGAAAACGGUGUAG